AUGGAGCUCGGACGGAUGCUAGCGUUGAUGCUGGUGGCCGCGGCCUUCCUGUGCUCUGGGAAUUUGUGCAUCUUCGCGUCCAAGGUCGACGGCCUCGUUCCCUACAGUAGCGUCACUGUCACGUUCCUCAUUGAAGUGUUCAAGCUCUCCGCCAUGCUAGCAGCUAUCGUCGGCAAUCUGAACUACGUUGUGCUGCGAUAUUUGGACGCUGCAACGGUGUCGGUGCUCUGGAAUUUAAAGAUUCUGUUGACUGCCGUGCUAUUCCGCUAUGUACUCAAGCAUCCUCUGUCGGAGCUGCACAUAAUGGCAAUUGGUUUGCUCAUUCUGGGCGUGUUGACCAGCCAGUCCGACCGCUUCCGACAUAACGACAGCAACUCGCCCAAAGACUCGCAGGAUGUGGCAAUCGGUUUGUCCCUAGCGCUGGUUGGCGUCACAUUGUCAUCCUGUGCGAGUGUCUUUGCUGAGUGGACGUUGAAGCGACAGUCGGAGUGUCCGUUCUUGUGGCAAAGCGUGCAAAUAUAUGGCUUCGGCGUGCUGUUUAAUGCUCUGGGAUUGGCGUUAGUGGACAGGGAAUUAUUGCUCUCGGAAGGAUUCUUUCGUGGUUACAGCGACUGGACGGUGGUUGUCAUCAUCGUGAACUCCAUUGGAGGCGUCUUCAUGGCCUGCAUCCUCAAGUAUCUGGACAACAUCGCGUGUGUGUACUCACACUCGAUGGCGAUGAUGUUCACGACCCUUUUGUCCAUGAUUUUCUUCGCCUUCUCGCCGUCGCUGGAGUUUGCUUGUGGGCUUGGGAUUCUGGUCAUCUCCAUACGAUGA
Phytophthora infestans T30-4 is the source of this 816-nucleotide messenger RNA. Its product is annotated as UDP-N-acetylglucosamine transporter, putative. Gene Ontology annotation, biological process: pyrimidine nucleotide-sugar transmembrane transport. The record is from RefSeq and is a predicted model, not a curated record. Bases 1 to 816 code for a protein of 271 amino acids. The transcript is spliced from 3 exons. Gene Ontology annotation, cellular component: Golgi membrane. Gene Ontology annotation, molecular function: pyrimidine nucleotide-sugar transmembrane transporter activity. Lineage: Eukaryota; Oomycota; Peronosporomycetes; Peronosporales; Peronosporaceae.